UGAAAAAUGAAAAAUCUAAGCAAAAAUCAGCAGCCAAAUCUCUUUGAAAGCAUCUCGCCCUUCUGUCCUUCACCUCGUUCGCACUUCUCCCUCCCUCUCUCUACCUCUACUAUCUCAUAAACCCUCUUGCAGAUUUCUAUUGCUGUUUUCCCCAUUUCCAUCAUACAGAUCUGCUUCGGAUCAAACCCGCAAGCAUUUCUUACGCAUUUUCAUUUUGUUGUGAAGAUCAUUGUGUAAACAGAAAUGGGUGCCUACAGAGCAGAUGAUGAUUACGAUUACUUGUUCAAAGUAGUCCUGAUCGGAGAUUCUGGAGUUGGAAAAUCAAAUCUGUUGUCGAGAUUCACUCGAAACGAGUUCAGUCUUGAGUCCAAAUCCACCAUCGGCGUUGAAUUCGCCACCCGUAGCAUUCGUGUUGAUGAUAAAGUUGUUAAGGCUCAGAUUUGGGACACCGCUGGCCAGGAAAGGUAUCGCGCAAUCACAAGCGCAUACUACCGAGGCGCGGUCGGCGCCCUACUUGUGUACGACGUGACCCGCCACGUCACCUUCGAAAACGUCUCCCGAUGGUUAAAAGAGCUCCGAGAUCACACAGACGCCAACAUCGUCAUAAUGCUCGUGGGCAACAAAGCCGAUUUGCGCCAUUUACGAGCCGUCCAAUCAGAGGACGCCACGUCAUUCGCGGAAAAAGAACACACGUAUUUCAUGGAAACCUCCGCACUCGAAUCACUAAAUGUAGAAGAUGCAUUCACGGAAGUUCUUACUCAAAUUUAUCAUAUUGUUAGCCGGAAAGCUCUAGAAGCCGGAGAUGAUGCCGCCGCGUUGCCGAAAGGACAGACGAUUAAUGUGGGCGGCAAGGAUGAUGUGUCGGCGGUCAAGAAAGGCGGGUGUUGUUCGAGUUAAAUUUAAUGGAAAAUUUGAUAUAAAUCUUAGUUUUUAUUGUUUGGUGAAAAUCAAAUCAAAUCAAAUCAAUGGAUGAUUUAUGGGGUUAUGUUUAAUUUGUAUUGUUAUAAUUGAUAUUUGAUAGCGAUCUUCUGAGGGGGGAAUAGGUUUAAAUUUCUUUGUGGU
Messenger RNA from Lactuca virosa, 1062 nucleotides. NCBI's taxonomy places the organism in Eukaryota, Viridiplantae, Streptophyta, Magnoliopsida, Asterales, Asteraceae. The record is from the annotation of a GenBank genome assembly.